AGUAUUGUGCGUUCCAAGCAUGGAUUGCAUUCACAAUUUAUCUUCCUCCAAAGCUGCGAAUUAUUUACGACUUUUUCAUUAAAGUUUGAACUUCAACACACUUUAAUUUCUUUUCAUUACAGUUAUGGGUUUUGUCGCCCCUUUUUUCCACUUUUCUUUCUCUACUCCCACUCUUUCCAUUUCAAUUCAACCUUUCUCUCUCAUUUUCUUUCUCCUACUAAACCCACCUCAAUAACAAACAAAUUUCGCAAUGGGUUAUCUUUUCUGCAAUGCAGAGUCUGCAAUUGCUACCUGCGAUCCACACUAUUGGGAUCUCAAAAAAAGAAACAAAUCCAUAACAAAUGGAACCCACACUAUCAAGGAGUUUCUCUACACCGACCUCGUCGCCGCCACGAACGGUUUCUCCGAUGAUAGCUACUUAGGUAAAGGCAGCCACGGGAGAGUUUACAGAGCAACGUUAAACGGAGGCAAUCUAGUCGUCGCCGUUAAAACUACUAAGCAAACUGCAAAGAUUACACAUAACCACGCCGUGAACUGCACCGGUUGCGGUAACUGUACGAGUCCUGCUGAGAAUGAGAUCGAGAUUCUUUCUCAAGUUCCAAGUUUUCGCCUCGUGAAUCUCAUCGGUUACUGCACCGACCCAAACGGCAAUAAAUUAAUUGUCGUUGAAUACAUGCCUAACGGUUCGCUUCAUGAUUUAUUACAUUCCGCGUCUAAACCGCCCGGUUGGACCAGACGAGUCCGGUUCGCAUUGCAAGUUGCAAAAGCGGUUCGGUCAUUACACGGUUCUAACCCUCCGGUGAUCCACCGUGAUAUUAAAUCGUCCAACGUUUUAAUCGAUCAGAAUUGGAAAGCAAGACUCGGUGACUUCGGUUUAGCACUUAGAGGACACGUGGAGGACGUUCGUGUUAAGUGUACGCCACCCGCGGGGACGUUAGGGUACCUCGAUCCAGGCUAUCUUGCGCCGGGGGAUCUUAGUGCGAAGAGUGAUGUCUUCAGUUUUGGGAUCUUGUUGUUGGAGAUAAUCAGUGGAAGAAAUGCUAUCGAUGUUAAUUACAGUCCUCCUUCGGUUGUUGACUGGGCGGUGCCUCUGAUUAGAAGAGGCGACUUCGCCGGAAUCUGUGAUCGGAGAAUAGGAACUCCGUCGGAUAUGUCCGUGAUGCGGCAGAUUGCGGUACUUGCUGCAAGAUGUGUUAGAUCGACAGCGGAGAAGCGGCCGGCGAUGGUGGAGGUUGUGGAGUGUCUUAAACUUGCCGGGAAGAAGAUUCACUCGUCGCCGAUUUGGAAUAGUUUCAGGUGCCGCGUGACACGAGUGGAGAGUUCGCAACCGUUGAUGAAGUGGGAAGCCUAUGAUCAAGAUUAUGAUUAUGAUUAUCAUGAUGAUUGUAAUGAUUGGAAUAAUAAGAGUGAUGAGGUUGUUGUGAAAAUUGUAAAGAGUGGAAGCAGUAGCAGAAGGAAGAGUAAAGUAUCCAGUGUAGCGAGUGCCGAGUCUGUGAGUAAACACUCCAAGAAAGUGGUUAGAUCUAAGCCGUCGAAGAAAAUAACUAGAUCUAAGACCGUUGGUUCUUCUUCUAGUUGUGCUAGUAGCUGUGGUAGGAAAAGUGGGAUUCAAAUUCAAAUAGUUUCGGAGAAAACGCGUGCAAUGAAGCUGAAAAAGUCAAAGUCAACGGGGAUGUUGCAAGAUCCUCAUUUGGGUGAGACUGAGAGGAUAGCAUUAACCAUGUCAAAGUUGGUUAUUACAGAUAAUAAGAAGUUGGAAAAGAAGAUGCUUGAAAAACCGUUGGUUUACUCGCAUGGUUGGGAGUCUGAAUAACUCCUGCAAAACAGAGAAUCAUUUUUUUACCAAUAUCUUCGAGAAAAAUGAAAUACAGCAAUUUGUUGUUUGUUUAAUAAAACUAUUUUUUAUAUUUUGAAAUGAAUAGCAACAGAUAAAUGAGUAGUUAUAGUAGUUAUUGUAUUACUAUAUAGUUUGUCGAGGCUUGAAAAUGCAAGUACAUUUGUCUUCUUAGAAAAAGCCGGAAGGAACUAGACCAUCGUUUUGCAUAUGGACACUAUUUACUUUCUUGCCGACUAGGCCAAAAUUUUGCAUAUGAACAUUAGUCACUUUCUUGUCCA
Lathyrus oleraceus (garden pea) is the source of this 2115-nucleotide messenger RNA. Its product is annotated as serine/threonine-protein kinase-like protein At1g28390. Gene Ontology annotation, molecular function: ATP binding; protein kinase activity. The transcript has a single exon. Gene Ontology annotation, biological process: protein phosphorylation. NCBI's taxonomy places the organism in Eukaryota, Viridiplantae, Streptophyta, Magnoliopsida, Fabales, Fabaceae. The coding region runs from base 251 to 1813 and encodes 520 amino acids. The record is from RefSeq and is a predicted model, not a curated record.